AUGAUAAAACACAGCACCAACAAAGGUUCUAAUGUUGAUUGUUUGAUUCAUCAUCAUCAUCAUCAUCAUCAUCAUCAUCAUCAUCAUCAUCAUCAUCAUCAUCAUCAUCAUCAUCAUCAUCAUCAUCAUCAUCAUCAUCAUCAUCAUCAUCAUCAUCAUCAUCAUCAUCAUCAUCAUCAUCAUCAUCAUCAUCAUCAUCAUCAUCAUCAUCAUCAUCAUCAUCAUCAUCAUCAUCAUCAUCAUCAUCAUCAUCAUCAUCAUCAUCAUCAUCAUCAUCAUCAUCAUCAUCAUCAUCAUCAUCAUCAUCAUCAUCAUCAUCAUCAUCAUCAUCAUCAUCAUCAUCAUCAUCAUCAUCAUCAUCAUCAUCAUCAUCAUCAUCAUCAUCAUCAUCAUCAUCAUCAUCAUCAUCAUCAUCAUCAUCAUCAUCAUCAUCAUCAUCAUCAUCAUCAUCAUCAUCAUCAUCAUCAUCAUCAUCAUCAUCAUCAUCAUCAUCAUCAUCAUCAUCAUCAUCAUCAUCAUCAUCAUCAUCAUCAUCAUCAUCAUCAUCAUCAUCAUCAUCAUCAUCAUCAUCAUCAUCAUCAUCAUCAUCAUCAUCAUCAUCAUCAUCAUCAUCAUCAUCAUCAUCAUCAUCAUCAUCAUCAUCAUCAUCAUCAUCAUCAUCAUCAUCAUCAUCAUCAUCAUCAUCAUCAUCAUCAUCAUCAUCAUCAUCAUCAUCAUCAUCAUCAUCAUCAUCAUCAUCACCAUCAUCAAUAA
Messenger RNA from Schistosoma turkestanicum, 753 nucleotides. The record is from the annotation of a GenBank genome assembly. NCBI's taxonomy places the organism in Eukaryota, Metazoa, Platyhelminthes, Trematoda, Strigeidida, Schistosomatidae.